UAGGAAGCCCUCGCCCCGCGGAGGCUGCGGGAGAGAGAGCGCGAUGGGCCGCGGCGGUGGGCGCACGCUCUACCGGGACUCAUGCCACGCGCGUUCCGGUCCGGCGCGCAAUUAGCAGCCACCUCCGCAGCCCACCGCCACCACCUUUUCGCCCUCCCGGGUGGCCGCGACGAAAAGCUGCAACCGUCGCCUCGCACAGGCUGCCGGCAUUGUCCUCCCGGUCCGCCGCCAAGGCUACCGCUUGCCGCCGCGGGUUGCUGCGGGGCCCGGGACCCGCGCCCCGGGGACGCGCCGCCUUCUUCGCCAGCCCGGCCCCCGGCUCCCGGCCCCCGUUUGGUGAUUUCUGAGCCCUGCGUUCCCUAGCCACUCUCUCCUAGGUUUUUCCUGCAAGGCUGAGGAAGAGAAGUCGUCCAGCCGCCAAGCCUAGGCUUUCUCCGGCGCGCAGCCCCGACGGGGCCGCGGCAAGCGCCGACGGAGCCAUGAGAGAGUACAAAGUGGUGGUGCUGGGCUCGGGCGGCGUGGGCAAGUCCGCGCUCACCGUGCAGUUUGUGACGGGCUCCUUCAUCGAGAAGUACGACCCCACCAUCGAGGACUUCUACCGCAAGGAGAUUGAGGUGGACUCGUCGCCGUCGGUGCUGGAGAUCCUGGACACGGCGGGCACCGAGCAGUUCGCGUCCAUGCGGGACCUGUACAUCAAGAACGGCCAGGGCUUCAUCCUCGUCUAUAGCCUCGUCAACCAGCAGAGCUUCCAGGACAUCAAGCCCAUGCGGGACCAGAUCAUCCGCGUGAAGCGGUACGAGCGUGUACCCAUGAUCCUGGUGGGUAACAAGGUGGACCUGGAGGGCGAGCGAGAGGUCUCGUACGGCGAGGGCAAGGCCCUGGCCGAGGAGUGGAGCUGCCCCUUCAUGGAGACGUCGGCCAAAAACAAAGCCUCGGUGGACGAGCUGUUCGCAGAGAUCGUGCGGCAGAUGAACUACGCGGCGCAGCCCAACGGGGACGAGGGCUGCUGCUCGGCCUGCGUGAUCCUCUGAGGCGCCCGCGGCUGCCGCGCGCCGGCCGCGCUCUGCGCACAAAAGCCAAACGCACCCGACUCUCUCAAUGUGAUUUCUCUUCUUGCUUUGAGAUUGGAGACGACUUUGCAUUGGCCAGGGUGUCCCGGGAGCCCGGCUGGCCUCUGCGGCCGGCGACCCCUGCCUCCGCCCCGUGUCCGAAGGGGUUCCCCCGUCCUCACCAUCCGAGACCCGGUGGAAAUGUGGCUUUUGGAAGCAUGUACGUUUCUCAUUGAUUUUGGUUGACGCAUAUUUCCCCGUUUAAAUAGCCGUUAGGGCGCUGUAUUGGCAGCUUGACACCAGCAAGCGAAAGUUUCAGCCUGGAAAAAAAAAAAAUGGGGUGGGGAGGAAGAGUACGGGGAGAAGGUGGAAAGGGAGGGGGGAUAUAUUUUUUUUUUUUUUCCCAACAACCCUUUUCUAGUUCCAAGUUUUAAAUACAUGGAAGGAAGUCCGGGAGAACCAAAUGAAGGAGCAGGAGGAAGGGAAGAAACUUUUGUUUUUUCCUUGUUUUCCAGGAGUAGCUGGAAAUUAAGAUCGGGUUCCUUUUCUGCCAGCUUGGAAGGGCAACCCUGUGACUGAUUGUGAUUCUAAGGAUGUCUAUGCAAAGUUGGAUUCUUGUUACAGUGUAUCCAAUCUGAAGUAUGCACAUCUGAACUGGGACUGUAAACACUGAUGCCAAUACAGUGUGGGGUGCCAGAAAGUGUCUGCUGAUAUUUGUGGAAAAAAAAAAUCUAUUUUGUUUACCUACUGUAUCAAAGGGAGUCUGGGGGAGAACGGUAGUAUUUUUUUUUUAUCAGCUGUGAAAAAAAAUGUUACAGAUCUGCACAUUUUUGUGUGUA
Molecule: messenger RNA, 1888 nt
Organism: Zalophus californianus (California sea lion)
Lineage: Eukaryota; Metazoa; Chordata; Mammalia; Carnivora; Otariidae
Gene: RAP2B
Product: RAP2B, member of RAS oncogene family
Exons: 1
Coding region: 480-1031 (183 amino acids)
Biological process (GO): negative regulation of cell migration; Rap protein signal transduction
Cellular component (GO): plasma membrane
Molecular function (GO): GDP binding; GTPase activity; GTP binding
Source: RefSeq, a predicted model, not a curated record